Phanerochaete carnosa HHB-10118-sp is the source of this 780-nucleotide messenger RNA. RefSeq lists its product as uncharacterized. The transcript has a single exon. Bases 1 to 780 code for a protein of 259 amino acids. Lineage: Eukaryota; Fungi; Basidiomycota; Agaricomycetes; Polyporales; Phanerochaetaceae. The record is from RefSeq and is a predicted model, not a curated record.
AUGCCUUUAUUAACUCAAUAUACAUACAUCAGGCGUGCUAUCACAAAUGCCAGUGCUCCUACUCAGCCUUCCCCUGGGCCCACCGUUUACAGGAGGAUUGCUGCCAAACCUGGACUGCCUCCAGAGUUAUUUGGAUGCCCGGAAUCAGGAUCCAGGACGCUGCUAUCCUCCACAUAUACUCCCAGCACACAACAGUCUCCCACUGUCCCUCUGCAGAUAAGCGAGCAACUGGCACCGCUCGAAUGUUCGCCAUUCCACCGUCCCUAUCAUUUGUCCUAUCUCUCAGCAACCUCGCCGCCUCACCAAGCACCUCUGAAUGUGCACCAAUGCAACACACGUCCUGACACGUGUGUGGUACCUGCCGUUGUUCAGCCGCUGCCAUUGCCUAUAUCCAAACUGUCCCAAGAGCUAGUCAACGCGAUUCUCGAUCAAGUUGCCUAUACACGCGACCGAGACAAGUUCCCUGUCAUCCCGCAAGGCGAUUUGGUUAGCUGUUCUCUCACAUGUCGUAAAUGGCUGGCCCGAAGCUCUUAUCAUCUGCUGCGACGCCUCCACUUUGAAGCGCCAGGAGACUUCUCCACGCAAGAAGACAGCGAGAAGGUUUAUGGACGUUUGGAGCAGCUCAUGAUAGCGUCGAGGACCUCAUGCAGACUCAUGGCGUACAUCACUGGACUGCCGGUUCUAUGGAGUGGCGGCAUGCCUUCCCUGGUUCUCCUGGUGGACAACAUCAAGCUCGCUUUCCCUCGACUAUCCAUUCUACGCUUUGACGGCUCCCCUUGA